Candidula unifasciata is the source of this 368-nucleotide messenger RNA. NCBI's taxonomy places the organism in Eukaryota, Metazoa, Mollusca, Gastropoda, Stylommatophora, Geomitridae. The record is from the annotation of a GenBank genome assembly.
UAGAUUAAGGACAAUUAAUUAUUUGGGAAGAACAGAGUUCAAGUUUGAGGUAGAAUCACCACCACAAGGGCGUGGGUGUAUAGUCUCACCGAUGACCGGGGAGGCUCUUACCACGAAGUUUACUGUGGAAUGCGUGGGUUAUGUAGACUAUGUAUCCCGACUUCCGUUGACCUACAAGCUGUACCAGCGUGACAAUGUUGGAAUGAGCAAUGAAAUCAACACUCUUGUUGCAUACUCUGGAACAAACGUCUUGGAUAAGAUCACACUAUCCGCAAGAGGCGUAGCCGGCGUGUCGAUAAUACACCUUUUUGUCGAAGUUAAGAAUGUGAAGGGAACAACUAGUACAGCACAUUUUUCGGUGCAGGUAA